Molecule: messenger RNA, 2733 nt
Organism: Arctia plantaginis
Lineage: Eukaryota; Metazoa; Arthropoda; Insecta; Lepidoptera; Erebidae
Source: the annotation of a GenBank genome assembly
AUGAUAUUGAAUAUUUUGUGCUUAAAACUUAUUUUCAUCGGAUUUGCACAAUGCCAAACAAUGAAUGUAACAUUAACUGGCACAGGAAUGUGUCUUGGAGGAAAUUUCAAAAACGUCAUAGAAUUGAAGAAACAUGUACAGCAUUGUGUCGUCAUUGUGGGGUAUCUGGAGCUUGCAUUUAGAGCAAGGAAUAAUUUUACCGGCGUACAGUUUGAUAACCUACGAGAGAUAACCGAUUAUCUAGUUGUCUACAAUGCAAUCGGUUUGGAAUCGGUCGGACAGCUCUUUCCGGCAUUAACAAGAAUUAGAGGGAACAAGCUGUUGUUCAACAAUUACGCAUUGGUUGUGCACGAUAACCCGAAUCUAAGAGAGGUUGCUCUUUUUAACUUGAUUAAAAUCGACCAAGGUGGAGUUAUAAUAUGGGGUUCUCCUCAGGCAUGUUAUGUUAAUACAAUAGAUUGGAAGGUCUUAACACCUAAAGGGAGACACCUUAUUAGCCCAUCUGAAGGACAGGUAGAAUGUAAUGUACCUUGUUUUUGUACAUCAUAUAAACCGAAAAACCGGUGUUGGAAUAACAAAAAAUGCCAGAUAUUCAUUGAAGAUGAGCAAUGUGAUAAUCAAUGUCUAGGCUGUCGAAAAACUAAAAAAAUAGAAUGCUUCACCUGCCAGUAUUAUACAUUUAAGUUUGACUGUGUUUUUAAAUGCCCUGUUGGAACGUUUGUACAAACGGACAGUCAAUACUGCCUUUCAAAGGAAGAAUGCCACGAAUUCGGUGGAUUCGUAUGGAACAGUACCUGCAUAACCGAAUGUCCGGAAGACUACCUAUUAAGUAACAAAACAGUAGAAUCCACUUGUGAACCCUACAGUGGUCGUGAAAUGAAUUGUUCCAGUUUGACAAUACAAUAUUCAUGGGACAUACAAAAUGCAGAAAACUGUGUCUACAUAAAUGGAGCUUUGAUACUUCGUUUGAGAUAUGUUCUAGACGCAAUGGAUCAGUUGAAGAAGUAUUUAAAUAAAAUUGAGGAGGUAUCUGAUUUUAUUGUAAUAGAAUCCUCUGAUGUGAUAACAUCUUUAGAUUUUAUGUCAUCCCUUCGGGUGAUAAAAGGCAAUAAAUUAAAAGAUGGUAAAUAUAGUUUAUAUAUUUAUAAUAACAAUUAUCUUCAAACAUUGUUUACCCCAGAAGUUACAAAGAAUCUGCAAAUUAAAAAUGGUACUGCAAGUUUCCAACGAAACCCCAUUUUAUGCAUGAGUUUCAUUGAUGAAAUAAAAAGCCGAUUUCCAACUCCACCCAAUGACUUAGAUAUUUUUAUUGGUACUAAUGGCUACCGCGGCGGAUGCAAAGAAGUGCGAUUUAAUUUCACUAUAACAGCCAAUAGCGAUACAACUGUUAAAGUCAGUUUUUCUAUAGAGGAUUACAAUACACAUUACACAGCGUUGUAUGCACGAUUGAAACCAGGCGUUCAAUCGAAAGCUGUUCCUGAGAAUUAUUGUGAAAUUGAAUGGCGUGAUGCUGACAUAACAACGAUAAGUGGUAAAAGUUUCUGUAUUGUGGAGUUAAAAGAUUUAGUACCGGCGUCUACCUAUGCCUUUUGCGUUGAAAUUUUCAAUCCCAAAAAGGUCCAAUUGAGCAGAAGUAACACAGUUAACUUCACGACUCCUAUUGGAACUCCUGAACCACCAUUUAUUCUACAACUGGUUGCUUCUUCAUCAAAUCUUGUAGUGUUACGGUGGACUGACCAUAAAAAUUACAUUGCACAUAUAAAAAGUUACGAGUUGGAUGUGGAACUAUUAGAGAUGAACCCAAGAGAGUCUAUGGUAGACUAUUGUAAAUACAAUGAUGAUUUUUUUGAAGAAGACGACAUCCGUCAUGCUAUAGUAAGGAAGCCACCUGCAGCCUAUAAAAGAGACUGCGAAUCAAAAUGUGGUAUACUUUCUUCAGUUCCACCUGGAGUCAUGGCAGAAGAAUAUUUUGAAGUGUGUGAUGAACAUUUCAGCUGCAACUAUAGCGAAGAGAGCGUAAUUGUAAACAGUUCCAUAUCCAAAAACUAUGUUCGAACUUUAGCUUUAAAAUUGGAUGGGCCAAGAAAUGACUUCCAGGUUGGAGGAUUGGCUCCAUUUAGUGAUUACAGGUUCAGACUUAGAUCAUGUGUAGACAGAAAAUGUAGCAGAUCCGCACGUGGUAUUGUAAGAACAUUUCGUGCUAAAAAUGCCGAUGUAAUAUCAAACAUUUCCGGCCAUGCAGAUGGUUCGGGAACUGUAACCGUUAAAUGGAAAUCUCCAGAAAUAACCAACGGUCCGAUUUUAAGUUAUUCUGUAGAAAUUUUACCUAGGAUUAAUAUAAAUAAUAUUUUGCCGCACGUUGUGUGUGUUAGGGCGAAUGAAACAGAGAUUGUUGUUAAAUCUGUGAUAAUUUCCAAAUAUUUAGUGAAAGUGUGUCUUAAGACUUUAGCUUCGAGUAGAAAUUGCAGUGACUGGGUAAUAAUUACUGCAGAUCAUAUACCAAUACCUCCUUCACCUCAUACAUCAAAGAUGCAAAUAUUGUGGACGGGUGUUCUUUGUGGUAUUUUGAUGUACAUAGCAACAUUUCUUGCUGUUUGGUUAAAGUCUCAUAGAAGAAUCCAGAGCGAUACUAUACCUUUAGUCGAUAGUUUGUCUUCAUGUCGGGUGGAGAGCGACGCACCAGCCCUUAUGCUAUCAGAUUUUGUAACAUUUCAUACAAUGUCUUUAGAGUAA